This is a messenger RNA of Rhagoletis pomonella (apple maggot), 1858 nucleotides long. Its product is annotated as 4-coumarate--CoA ligase-like 7. Gene Ontology annotation, biological process: fatty-acyl-CoA biosynthetic process; long-chain fatty acid metabolic process. The record is from RefSeq and is a predicted model, not a curated record. Lineage: Eukaryota; Metazoa; Arthropoda; Insecta; Diptera; Tephritidae. Gene Ontology annotation, molecular function: long-chain fatty acid-CoA ligase activity. The transcript is spliced from 5 exons. Bases 206 to 1834 code for a protein of 542 amino acids.
AAUGCUUAUCAAAAAUCACUAAACCAGAGCGAAAAAUGCGAUUUUGACCAUUCAGUCGAAAAAAAAAAAAAAAUUGAUUGCCAGUCGAUAGCAAAAUUGGCAAGUGAGCGCUUGCUUCCCUCGGAUAAUACCAAUUUGUUUUGCGAACGUGUCCCAGAUGAGCCAGGGAGGAAGUUUCGCUUGCAAAGAAUAAAAAUAAAAAUAAAUGGCGAUGGAUGCGCUUAAUAUAGAAUUCGAUAAAUACACAAAAAUAUGGAGCGGUCCAAAGUCGUCGAAAUUCUUCGAUCCAGAUUGUUCGAUCGGCAAAGUGCUAUUCGCAUUUAUGCGCAACAAUCCCGGAAAUAUAUGUCAGCUAUCAGAUACCGAAAACACAGCUCUUACAAAUGGCGAAGCGAUUAGUUUUGGUAUCCGCUUGGCGCAACACUUCAAGGCCAUGGGUCUGAAGCAAGACGAUGUUAUAGGCAUAGCUGGUGGUAAUACAACCUAUUUGCUGCCCUUGGUUUUGGGCUGUUUAUUGAAUUGUACGCCCUUUCAUGCGAUAAGUCCGCAUCAUGACGAGUCAACCAUCAAACAUUUAUUCUGCAUUAGUCGUCCGCGUUUGAUUUUCUGCGAUGGCGGCAUUUACGACCGUGUCAGUGUUAUAAGUAAAAUACUGAAGGCCAAUGUUUAUACGCUGAAGGAACAUCGUAAGGAUUUGCCGAAAAUUGAAGAUUUGCUUGAACCCACAAAGGGUGAAAUGUUUUAUGUCCCGGAAACUCUUAAGAUCGGCGGAGAUCAAACUGUGGCCAUAUUAUGCUCAUCUGGCACCACUGGCCCACCGAAAGGUGUUUGCAUUUCAAACUCUUCCUGUCUCUUCGAUUAUGGCUUUGUCUCGAGCAGAGAUGUUUUGCUCUCGUUUAGCACAAUUGACUGGUCCACUGGCCUGUUUAAUAUGAUUUUCAGUUGCGGUCACGGCGCUACGCGCAUUAUAGUCGACAAACCCUACACACCAGAGUAUCUGCUGCAGCUCAUCGACAAGUACAAAGUUACUAUUUUAACGCUAGCGCCACGUCACAUUGCCACACUCGUCAAGUCACCACUUCUAGCCAAGGAAAAAUUGGCCAGCGUACGCUUUCUCAGCAUUGGUGGCGGCAAUUGUUAUGUGCCGACGUUGUUGAAGAUGCAAGAAUACCUGACGAACGGUUACAUAUCCUACGGUUACGCGCUCACCGAAUGCGGUGGUGUAUCAGCCAAUUUGGGCAUCACAAAGCCAAGCUCGGUGGGCAAACUGGUGCCGGGUGUGAAGGUGAAAAUACUCGACGACGCUGGACGCAGUUUAGGUCACAAUGAAACUGGCGAAAUACUGGUGCAUAACAACAAAGUCUGGAAUGGUUAUUAUGGCAAUCCGAAUGAGACGAAACGCAUACAAGACUAUCAGGGUUGGUUCCACACCGGCGAUCUGGGUUACUUGGACAACGAAAACUAUCUGUAUGUAUUGGAUAGAAAGAAGGAUAUACUCAAAUUCCAUGGCAUGCAAUAUUGUCCACACGAAAUUGAGCAAGUGGUUGCCGAGUUGCCAGAUGUGGUGGAGGUGUGUGUUUUCGGGCUGUGGAAUGAGGUGGAUGGCGAUGCUGCGGCAGCGGCGGUGGUCAAGAUUCCCGGUAGUAAGCUAUUGGAACAGGAUAUUGUUGAGUAUGUGGCCAAACGGUUGGUGGUGAUGCACAAGCAAUUGCAUUGUGGUGUCUUCUUCUUGGACGAGCUGCCAAAAACGGGGAGCGGUAAGAUAUUAAGGAAUCAGGCGCGCGAUUUGGCGUUGGGCAAGAAGUGGGAGGUGCGCAAGAAUGGUCACGCUUGAGUGUUGUGGCUGGUAAAGAAAGGA